UGCCAACGCGUUCACAACACACGUCAUUCCUAGCCUCACGUGUGACUAUAUUUCUCUUCCUUCCUCUUCCCCUCUUUCCUCUUCUCUUCUGCUUACAUCAAGACACUAUCACCACCUCUCACCUCGUUCGUGCUCUACCAUGGCAGACGCAAACAUGGCCGAAGACACAGAGGUCUUCGACCUCACCCACGACGAAGACGCAGCCCACUCAUCCACCCAGCUCGGCUCGGCAAACGGCAGCACCGCAGAACGCAAGCGCAAAGCCGCAGAGAGCACGCAGUAUGGCACUGAAGACAUGAGCGGCGAGCAAGUCGAGCAAGAGGUUUCGGAGUACUCCAACACGCCUGCUAAGAGAGCGCGCGUCUUCGAUUCGUUCGAGGGGAUGGAUGACUCUGCGCAAGCUGGGGAGGAUGGAUUUCGUGCUCGUAACCCGUUUACUCACUUUGGGGACGACACUCGUGAUGCAGAUCGGUUUGCGCAUCCCCCUGGCUCUGAGGAUAACGCUCGUGGAGCUUCAAACCGGUUCAAUCUUCCUUCUGGCUCAAACGACACCCGUCGAGAUGCAGACCGCUUCGCUCACCCCCUUGGCUCUGAGGACGAUGGGCGUCGAGCUCUGAACCCAUUUGCUCAUCCCUCCGCCUUCGGGGACGAUACUCGUCAGGACGCAGACCAGUCCGCUCAUUCCUCCGGCUCUGACAAUGACCCUCAUGCUACUUUCUCCGGCUUCACUCUGCCCUCUAGCUCAAACAACACCCGUCAAGACGCAGACCGCUUCGCCUAUCCCCCUGGCUCUGGCGACAAGACUCGUGGGCCUCCAAACCGUUUCACUCUUCCCUCGAGCUCCGAGGAUGAAAACCGCGGCGCUCCAACUCGUUUUGCUCAUCUGCCCAGCUCAAAGGACGACAUCCGCGGUGCUCCAAACCGCUUCGCUCACCUCUCUGGCUCCAAGGACGACAACCGCGAUGCUCCAAGCCGCUUCAGCAACCAUCCGUCUCACUCGGGCGAUGAGAGUCCGCGCAGCAAGCUCGACUACGAGGCUUUCACCAACAUGCCGGCGGCUUCGGUCGGGCGGCGCAAGGCGAAAGGCGACAUGCUACCUCCAUCUCAGCCCGUAGCGGCUCGAUCCAAGUUCCAGCUCAGUCGCGGGGAGCACAUCGGCAAUCGCAAGCAAUAUCGUCCAUUGGCACCCUACCCAGAGAACACGACUCUGCUGUCCAAGGACACAAACAGAAUGUCGAAACACCGCGACGCAUACCUGCAACACCGCAACCCACACCCAACUACCACAACCCACGCACAGCAAGCCUAUGACCGCGGCUACCACGCCAACACCCACAACCAAUACCGCCCGCAAAUCCCCAUCCCCACGCUCCCCGCCUCCAUCACCGACCGCGCAACAGACUGGCCCUCCCUCUUCGCAACCCUCAACACCAUACCCGACCUCCUGCGCACCGUCGCCGCCGAGCUCGAGCAGCCCUUCCUCGCUAUGGAUCACCGCUGCACUCUGCUUGACCGCCGCGUGCACGAAGUCGAGAGGGAGAAUGCGGCGCUGGGGCGCGAGGUGGAGGCUUUGAGGAGGAUGAUUGGGGGGUUGGAGAGCAGGGUUGGGCGGAAGAUUGCGGGGUUGGUGGAGUUUGUUGAGGGUGGUCGGGGGAAUGGACUGGGAGAGGGGGAGAAGGAGGGGAGGGGAGAGUUUGUUUAUGGGGGGUUGCCGGGUGUGCAUUGAGUGGUGAUGGGGUUUGGGAAAGGAGAUAACGUAGGAGGCAGUUCGACAGAGCUGGGAUCAUGAGAGCGUGAAUAACAG
Messenger RNA from Neohortaea acidophila, 1804 nucleotides. RefSeq lists its product as uncharacterized. The transcript has a single exon. Lineage: Eukaryota; Fungi; Ascomycota; Dothideomycetes; Mycosphaerellales; Teratosphaeriaceae. The record is from RefSeq and is a predicted model, not a curated record. The coding region runs from base 140 to 1726 and encodes 528 amino acids.